This is a messenger RNA of Encephalitozoon hellem ATCC 50504, 657 nucleotides long. RefSeq lists its product as uncharacterized. NCBI's taxonomy places the organism in Eukaryota, Fungi, Microsporidia, Unikaryonidae. Bases 1 to 657 code for a protein of 218 amino acids. The transcript has a single exon. The record is from RefSeq and is a predicted model, not a curated record.
AUGAAGUGCUCUGCAUGCCAAGUAGAAGUGGAUGGAAACAUCAGAGACCACUACGCCUCUGAAGUGCACAAAAUAAAUGUCAAGAGACAGAUCUACAACGCACCACCAAUAACAAUCGAAGAAAUCAAUGCAGACCAGCCGAGCGACGAUGUGUCUUUGGAGAUUAAUGGUCUUGAUGCCGGAGAAAGAAGUUCCAAAAGAAGGUCUAAAAAAAGAAGCUCUUCCAAGCGGGAGACCUCCAUUCCGGAAUCAGUGUGCUUGUUCUGUGACUUCCCAGAAAGUGCAGUUCAUUAUAAGAGUCAUGGGCUGUCCGACGAGGAAAUUGCGUAUAUCAACAGCAGGGUCUGCUAUGUAUGUUAUGAAGCCUUCAGCGACUAUGGCUGCCUCCGGAGACAUAUUUCUUCUGGGAAACAUAGAAAUGUAGUGACUGAUGGGGUGAAUCUCAUACUGGAAAAUGGAAAAGUCAUUCAGGGAAGAGCUCGCGCUAAGCCUAGGGAGGAAGAGCCCAUACAGAGAUCUGAAGGGGCAAGCAGGAUUGUCCUAAUGAAGAAUCCAAUAAAGGAGGACAAGAAAGCCAUUAUGAGAAGCAAGAACCAGCUAAAGAUUUCACUUUCAAUGAAUUACCAACCACGAUAUAGGCCAGACUGGAUGCAAUGA